UACAUCCGGCGAAUCCUGAGAAGUGCCGACUAAGGUCGAAGAAAAAUUAAACAAUUCCGACAGAGGUCGAGGAUAAGCUACGACAAUCUGACGACGGCCAAGACGGUGUUCCGGCUAAUUGUAUUUUCGGAAAUAAAUAUUUGCGGGUGAGCCCAGUUAUUUUCAAUCGAUGGCUAAUAUGGUUACGACAAUUGAGCCGUACCGUAAGGGUACAUCCUUCUCCGAUUGGGAGGAGAGGCUCGGUUAUUAUUUUAUCAUGAAUAAUGUUACAGACGAAUCCAAAAAGGCCCAUUUUGUGACACUGGGUGGUCCCAUAAUUUUUUCAGAACUCAAAUUAUUAUUUCCAAAUGGCAAAUUGGUGGAAGCACCAUAUAAUGAAAUUGUGGCCAAGUUAAAAUUGCGUUUCGAUAAAGUAGAAUCAGAUUUGAUUCAGCGUUUCAAAUUUCAUCAGCGAGUACAACAGCUAGAUGAAACGGUGGAAGAUUUUAUAUUGGCGAUAAAACUCCAAGCAGAAUUCUGCACUUUUGGAGACCACAAACAUACUGCUAUUCGAGACAGGGUGGUUGCUGGUUUGAGAGACAAAGCUCUCCAGCAAAGACUCCUUAAUGAGGAUAAUCUCACACUCGAAUCAGCGGAAAAAAUCAUAGCAACGUGGGUGAUCGCGGGCUCGAACGCUAGAGUUCUUGAUGCUGCUAAUGGAAAUAUGCUAAACAGAGCAACUAUAGUGGAUAAUCCCACUAACAGUCCGGCUAUAAAUGUCUUACAUCGAUUUGCAAAUGCAACAAGACUUCAAAAAAAUCAAGAUCCAAGGGAAGGUAGCUCAAGGGGGCCGGUAAAAAGCCGUUUAGGGUAUAUGGACCGAAAAGUGCACUUCAACAAUUAUAACCAAAAUGGUUUGAAUAAAAAUUUUAAAAAAUUUGAACGAUUCCGACCUGAUUUUUCAAACAUGAUUUGCACAUUUUGUAAGAAAAAAGGGCAUAUUAAAAGUAAAUGUUUUGCCUUGAGGAAUCUUAGAAAAGAUACAGUAAAUGUUGUAAACACAUUUAGCCCUGGACCUAGUGCGGACAGACAUUUAAGCGACCUACUGAACAGAAUGACGACGGAUUUGAGGAAUGCAUCCGACAGCGAGGAGGACAAAGGUACAGAUGUUUUGAAUUGCAUGCAUGUUUCUUCUAUUUCAGGUGUAAAUAAUCCUUGUGUAAUUAAAUGUAAAAUUGAAAACAAAUUGAUAAAUAUGGAAAUAGAUUGUGGGGCAUCAGUGUCAGUCAUGAGUAAAUUACAGUAUGAGUCUAAUUUUAUGAACAAUUUGAGUAAAUGCAGUAAACAAUUAAUGGUAGUUAAUGGGUCAAAGUUGAAAAUAGUGGGAGAAACUAAUGUUUCGAUUGAGCUAAAUGGUUUUAAAAGUAUUUUGAAAUUAUUUGUGAUAGACUGCAAUAACGUUUUUGUUCCCCUAAUGGGUAGACCGUGGUUGGACGUAUUUUUCCCGAAAUGGAGAGAUUUAUUUUCAGGAAACCAUACAAUUAAUAGGGUAAAUGAUCAGAGUACGAAUAAUCUUGUGGAAGAAAUUAAACAGAAAUUUUCAAGUGUUUUUUUAAAGGAUUUUUCUUCACCAAUUAAAGGUUUUGAAGCAAAUUUGGUGUUGAAAAAUAGUAUACCAAUUUUCAAAAAAGCUUACGACGUACCUUUCCGUCUAAAAGAUAAGGUAUUAAAAUAUUUAGAAAAAAUGGAAAAAGAGAAAGUCAUUACACCAAUUCAAACCAGUGAAUGGGCUUCACCGGUGAUUAUAGUUAUGAAAAAGAAUAAUGAAAUCAGAAUGGUUAUCGAUUGCAAAGUUUCAAUCAAUAAACAUAUAAUUGCUAAUACAUAUCCUUUACCAAUAACACAAGAUUUAUUUGCAAAUUUAUCGGGCAGCAAAAUAUUUUGUUUGCUAGACUUAGAGGGGGCGUAUACACAGUUAAAACUAUCGGAAAGAUCAAAACAAUUUAUGGUAAUUAAUACAAUUAAAGGUUUAUACACAUAUAACAGGCUUCCACAAGGUGCAUCGUCCAGUGCGUCAAUAUUCCAGCAGGUCAUGGACCAAGUUUUAGAGGGAAUUGAGAGAGUUUCGUGUUAUUUAGAUGAUGUGCUUAUUUCAGGAAAAGAUUUAGAUGAUUGUGCUCAAAAACUUAAUAAAGUUUUACAGCGAUUGCUGGAAGCCAACAUCAAAGUAAAUUGGGACAAGUGUAAAUUCUUCGUUGAAGAGUUAAAAUAUUUGGGUCUUAUUAUAAAUGAGAAAGGAUUAUUUCCUUGUUCCGAUAAAAUUUCUACGAUUAAAAAUGCGAAAGAGCCUAAAAACACUACAGAACUAAAAUCUUUUCUAGGACUAAUAAAUUAUUAUCAUCGCUUUAUACCACAUUUAUCAGAAAAACUGUAUUGUCUUUAUAAUUUAUUGAAAAAUAAUACCAAAUAUGUUUGGGACGAAAAUUGUAACAAAACCUUUGAAGAAAGCAAAUCUUUACUAUUGUCAACUAAUUUUUUGGAAUUUUAUGACCCAGAAAAACCCAUUGUGAUAAUUUCUGACGCAUCCGGCUAUGGCCUGGGAGGAGUUUUAGCUCAUAUAAUAGAAGGAAUUGAAAAGCCAGUUUGUUUUACAUCAUGUUCGCUGAAUUCAGCACAGAAAUCAUACCCAAUUUUGCAUUUAGAGGCAUUGGCCCUAGUUACAACGAUAAAAAAGUUUCACAAAUAUUUAUUUGGGAAGAAAUUUCAGAUUUAUACAGAUCACAAACCACUAGUUGGUAUUUUUGGCAAAACUGGGAAAAAUUCAAUUUAUGUGACGAGAUUGCAAAGGUACAUUUUAGAACUGUCAAUAUACGAUUUCGAUAUUCAAUAUAGACCGUCUCAUAAAAUGGGUAAUGCAGAUUUCUGCUCUCGUUUUCCUUUAGAAACGCCAGUGCCAGAAAGAUAUGAUGGAGAUGAAUUUAUUAGAAGCAUAAACUUUAGCAAAGAUAUGCCAUUAAAUUUCGAAUUUAUUGCCAAUGAAACUAAAGAAGAUAGGUUUAUACAAAAUAUUUUAAAAUUUAUGAGCAAUGGAUGGCCAAGGAAAAUGGAUAGAAGUUUUACGAAUGUUUACGCGAAUCAACAUGAUCUUGAAUCGGUUGAAGGGUGUUUAAUGUACCAAGAUAGGGUGGUGAUUCCACUGAAAUUGCAGAACGCAAUUCUGAAACUUCUGCAUGGCAAUCAUAUAGGCAUCGUAAAGAUGAAACAGCUCGCUAGACGGACAGUUUACUGGUUUGGCAUUAAUAAUGAUAUAGAAAAAUUUGUUGGCAAAUGCUUCAGUUGUAAUAGUAUGGCAGUGGCUAAGAAACCUAAAACUGAAUCCAACUGGAUUCCAACGACAAAACCUUUUAGUCGUAUUCACGUGGAUUUUUUUCAUUUCUCCCAUCAUACUUUUCUGUUAUUGGUAGACAGUUAUUCAAAAUGGUUAGAGAUUAAUUGGAUGAAGAGAGGAACAGACUGUAGUAACGUUUUAAAAUGCAUAGUGGGCUAUUUUGCUCGAUUCGGACUACCGGACGUCUUAGUUUCUGACGGCGGUCCACCAUUUAACUCUCAUGCUUUUAUAAGUUUUUUAGAGAGACAGGGAAUUAAAGUCCUCAAAAGCCCGCCUUACAAUCCUUCAAGUAAUGGUCAAGCGGAGCGAUUGGUAAGAACAACCAAAGAGGUAUUAAAGAAAUUUUUAUUAGAACCGGAAGUGUCUGAGUUGAAUUUGGAGGAUCAGAUAAAUUUGUUUCUGUUUAAUUAUCGAAAUAAUUGUUUAACAAGUGAUGGACACUUUCCAUCAGAGAAAAUAUUCUCAUAUAAACCAAAGACUUUAAUAGAUUUAGUAAACCCUAAAUUGGGUUAUAAAAGACAUUUGCUUUUUUCGCAAACAAAAGAUGAUGAAAAUAUAGAAAAUGAUAGGAUUACGUUUCGCAAGGAACAGAAUGAUCCAUUAAAUGAACUGAUUGAAGGGGAUGAAAUAUGGUAUAAAAACCAUAACCAAAAUAAUAAAGCAAGAUGGUUAAAGGCAACCUUUUUAAAACGAGUUUCAAAACACAUAUUUCAGAUUACCAUUGGAAACGUCCGGGCAGAGGCCCAUCGGGACCAAAUAAGGGUGUCUAAGGACCAAUCGGAGUUAUGUAGACCGAAUCUUCUCGUUACGGCUUCAUCUGAGAAGCGAUCGAGAAACAUGGAAGAGGAAGACGAAGAGUUUUAUGGAUUUCCCGAAAUCGGCGAAGCACAGUCUAGGAAAUCAUCGAGAAAGCGCAAUUUGGAAGAGACCUCAAUGGGUCAAUCGAACGAUUUUCCUAGGCGUUCGAAGCGGAAGAAAACGGCAAAGGCUGGAAAUGAUUUCAUUUAUUAUUGAAUUUUUCAAACAUUUGAAUUCGAAUAAAUUAAGUAAAUAAUAUUGUAAAAUAGUUAAAUUACAUACUAAGCUAAUGUAAAUCAAAAUUUGUUAAUGAACUUUUUUAAAAGGAUAAGAGUUGUUAUAUACUGUUAUAUAACUUAACGAAGAAAAGAUAUUUAAAGAGCCGAGAUACUGGCAACACUGUAUAAAACAGUGAAACUAAAAUAAAGAUCACUCGAGAGUAGCGAGUCAGUUGCUUACAGACUA
Molecule: messenger RNA, 4630 nt
Organism: Malaya genurostris
Lineage: Eukaryota; Metazoa; Arthropoda; Insecta; Diptera; Culicidae
Exons: 2
Coding region: 170-4381 (1403 amino acids)
Biological process (GO): DNA integration
Molecular function (GO): zinc ion binding; nucleic acid binding
Source: RefSeq, a predicted model, not a curated record